This is a messenger RNA of Xiphias gladius (swordfish), 2379 nucleotides long. RefSeq names its product ubiquilin 4 (gene ubqln4). Gene Ontology annotation, molecular function: polyubiquitin modification-dependent protein binding. Gene Ontology annotation, cellular component: cytosol. The record is from RefSeq and is a predicted model, not a curated record. Bases 57 to 1169 code for a protein of 370 amino acids. The transcript has 7 exons. Lineage: Eukaryota; Metazoa; Chordata; Actinopteri; Istiophoriformes; Xiphiidae. Gene Ontology annotation, biological process: ubiquitin-dependent protein catabolic process.
GCCAACGCAGCGUUGACUGUGUCGGGAAUAACAAAGAAGAAGGGGGAGUACUAAAGAUGGCGGAGAAUAGCGGCACAGAUCGUACAGAGGAUACUAACGUAAAUAAAAAUGUUGCUCCCGGAGGGUCGUUGAUUGUGGUCACCGUCAAAACGCCUCAAGGAAAAGAGGACAUUGCGAUUUCGGAGGACUCCUCUGUCGCCCAGUUUAAACAGGAGGUGUCCAAAAGGUUCGAGGCCAAGCAGGACCAGCUGGUGCUGAUAUUUACUGGAAAGAUUCUAAAGGAUGGUGAUACUUUGAAGCAGCAUGGUAUCAAAGAUGGGCACACGGUUCAUCUUGUUAUCAGGACGGCCCCAAAAUCAACAGGUGGCAGUGCAUCUCAGACGAGUUCCAGCGCUGCACCACCUCAACAAAACACCGGCAGCACCAACCCCUCUGUAGCAGGCGGCACAAGAGUUGACACGAGUCAAACACCAACACAAGCUGCUAAUGCAAUGAGUGGGCUCGGUGACCUCUCUGGCUUGUUAGGUCUCGGCAUGGGUUCCUCCAACUUCAUGGAGAUGCAGCAGCAGGUGCAGAGGCAGCUGAUGUCCAACCCACAGAUGCUGUCGCAGCUCAUGGGGAACCCGCUGGUUCAGAACAUGAUGUCCAACCCAGACCUGAUGAGACAGAUGUUUGCCGGCAAUCCUCAGAUGCAGCAGCUCAUGGAACGAAACCCUGACGUCUCCCGUGUUUUCAGCAACCCUGACCUCAUGAGACAGAUGCAGAAUCCCGAAACACUUUCUAUGCUGACCAACCCCAGGGCCAUGCAGGCCCUCAUACAGAUCCAACAGGGUCUGCAGACAUUACAGGCCGAAGUCCCAGGUUUCAUGUCCAGUUUGUCUCCAGGAGGCCUCACAGUUCCUCCAACCACAGGGGGCAGUGUCCCUCCAGCGCAGCCUCCCUCUCCUGCUGCGGCAUCAGGAUCCAGUCCCUCACAGCAACAGCUCAUGCAGCAGAUGUUACAGAUGUUUUCGGGCGGGGGAGCAUCACUUCAGACCCCGGAGGUUCGUUUCCAGCAACAGCUUGACCAGCUCAACGCCAUGGGCUUCAUCAACCGCGAAGCCAACCUGCAGGCACUCAUCGCCACAGGAGGGGAUGUCAACGCAGCCAUUGAGAGACUACUGGCCUAACUCACUCAGCUGGGGUUGAGGGUGGAGGACUAGUAGAGUUGGGGACUGGCAUGGGAGAUUAAAAAAUAUAUAUAUUAAUAAAAUAAAUGAAUGCAGUGUCCUCCGUUACAUUUAAGUCUGAGCUCACCCCCAGAUAGACUAGGGGGUGUACCUGUCACUUUUAAUCGCUUCAGCUGAUCUGUAAAUCAUAAGGAUAAAAAGAGAGGUUGAGGAAGAGUGUUGCCAGUUUGAGUCUCCAACACGGUUAGUCUUAGCAGUACUGUUAUUGUGGAAUCCAACCACGACUAUCAUUGCCACUGUGUUUCUCCUGCCAGUGCAGCCGGAGGGGAAUUCUGUCAUGACAAGUGCUCCUUCACUUGACUUCUGCAUGAGGUUACCAAGAAAUUAACAUUAAAUACCUGUUUUUACAUUAUUUAAUUCUAACAGAGUGUAUCUAUGUGGUGACGUUAGAGAGUUUUGAAUCAGGGUGUUGUUGCAGUAGGUUGGAUGAUGUUCCUUUGUCUUUUCUGUCAGGACAACCAGCUUGUUUUUAACAUGAUUCUUUUUUUUUCUUUUUUUUUUUUUCCCCCUACCCUUGAGCCUUACUGUUGCUUGAUUGAUCUGUAUUUAUUAAGUUAUGUCUUCACUUAGUUUUUAAUUUUUUAAUUUUUAAUUUUUUUUUUUUUAAAUCCUGACAGAUUCUUUACACAAACUGUUCUAAGUACUUCAUCUUAUUUGUACGGUUGUGACUGCUGCCUAAAUGUUUUCAGGAGGAGCAAAAAGUGAAAGUUUUCAGGUUGUAGGACCAAGGCUAUUAUAGGUCUAGAAUAGGGUCGGUCGAUAUGACAAUAUAAACUGCAGAGGAAAACUUGAAAAAUCUUGCGAUACCCAGGCACGUAUCCCUUUAAUAUCUCUGUUAUACAUUACGCCAUUGCCAGCAGCAUUGCCAAAUUAUAUUAUUACAAUACUGGAUUUCCAGACUUUGUCUGAUUUCUCAGGUUUUUCAUUCAAAGAAUUAGCCAGAACAGUAAUUUCCAUCUGAUUAUGAUUAUUACUGAUUAAGAAUGAAAAGCCAUUUUUACAAUAAAAUGGCUGUGUAUUUCCAUACAAGCAAUGUAGUGCCUAAAUACAACUGUUGGUAUCUGCAAAUAUAUUUCAAAAUGAUACAUGGAAUCUAUGGUUUUAUGUCUACAUAUGGACUGUUUUUCAACCAAAUAAAUGACUUGCAAUA